UUCUUAAAAUUAUUUGUAUAUUUAUAGAUUUAUUUUAAGAUGUAUGAAAUAAAAAUAGAUGGAAGGUUGGGAAAUAUCACUUCAUUAAUUUGACAAUUAAAGCUGAACAAAUAGUCUACUGACUUUAAUAACAAUUAUAACAAACUAAUAUAAAAGUCUUUGAAAUACUAAUAAUAAUAAACAUAUGUUGGUGUAAAUAUAAUUUAUCGAGGAAAAUUCUACAUUAACAGCUAAUUAAAAUUGGUAACGACACCAAUUUGAUGAAUAAUUAAUUUAAACAACUAAAAAAAAUAAAAUUUGAAAGUUAGAAGGAUAAUACAAAUUUUGACAAAUUUUUCAUCAUAAGAAUAAUUAAUAGAUCUAUAAAAUAGUCAGACAUUAAAAUUAUUUGAGAAUAACGACGUUGUUAUUCCCGGGACAAAGAGGCAAUUAAGAUAUUUCAGCGAGAAUAAAUAUUGAAGGAUCUGUUAGAAACAUUAAAGGCGAUUAAUAAUUAGGUGUAAAGAACCCCGAAAAGCGCGUGGAAAAGAUUUUAUAGAUCAUUGUUGGGGUUAAUAUUGGAAUCCUAUCACCAAUCGGCCGAUGCAUGCAUAAAUCAACUCAUUAAUAAUAUAUAAUAAUAAAGAAGAUGCACAAAUAAUACCAAAUAGUCUAAAUGUUAUGUAUAAAAAUCUUCUAGGAAGAUUUUAGAAAAUUUACUGUGUUUUUUCUGAGAUAAACCAUAUGGGUCAAUGACGACCAGUUUCUAAGGAGAACAUCGACAUUUUAGUUUUACUCUUUAUAGCGAAUAAAUUGUUCAAAGUUAGAUGAAUUGUCCAAGAGUCUUAUUAACUUGAAAGACGUGUUCCCUUUGAUGAUUGAAUACUUUUGUCUUUUAUCGUUAAGGAUAAAACAUUUUGAAAAUUUUCGAUCACAACCAUUUUUAAAAUAUAUAUAUUAUUGAUAAGAACAUUUUUCACAUUUUAUUCGGAUUUAUUGCAGUUUCAAAACCAGAUACCUAAAAAAAUCACAUCAAUUUUAGGCUAUCUAGGAUAUUAUUUCACAGAUUUUAUAUUAUACUCACCUUCUCGUAAAUCUAAAUGAAAAAUAUAAUAAAUUUGAUAAGAUAAAUACAGUUGAAAAUCAUAAAUUCAGUACAAAGUAACAAAUUUGAAAAUUUUAAUGCUCUAGUUCUCAGCACAUUUCUCAAAUUUUAAAUUGAAUUAUUUCUUCUAGUUUUUUCAAUCAUUUUCAAUCAUUUAUUAAUCGAAUUCCGUACUUGUUGAUCUUAUUGAGUUAAACUUUCUUGAGUGAUUUAAUUGUUUAUUCCUUUUAGUAUGAAUUCAGUAGCAUCAGUGUUGUGCGAAAGUACCGAGAUCCCCUCUACCGAGGUUGAUACAUUUCUGGCCAAUGUAUCCGAAGACCAUUUCACAGGAAUAGAUGAGAAUCCUUCCUUCUAUGGACUCGGAAGCUAUUCAUCCUCUUCAGACCCUCUGUUUUUUGAAAACGGAGUACAGUUGAGCUUCGAUGGCUCCUGCUACACCGAUUACUCUAGCUCAGCAUAUUCUGGCUACUCCUCGACCGAAUGCAGUUAUUACCCAGAUUUCAAUAGUUCCUUGUAUAACAUUGGCUAUAAAUCAGAGCCAUUCCCAGGUGACUCAAAGUACUCAUCGGAAGGUAAAUUCGCAGUUGAUGGUAGAUACAGCAUGGAGACAAAGUACAGUAUGGAUGGAAAGUAUUUACUUGAUAGUUCAGACAUACUCUCACAUAGCCCAACGCCAAAUCUGCAAUACUUGACACCGAAAAUGAAAGCAGGUUUCGACUAUUCACUGGCUAGUUUGUCAAGCAAUAGUUCCUCUUCAAGUAAUCUCUCAUCCAGUAUGGCCACUACCAUGUCUAGCAUAUCAUCAAACAUGGCGAGCAUACCAUCAAACAUGAAUAAUAUGGCCUCUAUUAAUACCAUAGCAACGACCAUGGUUGAUGUUAUGACACCUGGAAGAAAUCAGUUCCCCACUAAGGUUUCAACACACGAUCUUGAAAUGUUCAAUACGAUGAUGGACGGGAACUCGCUGACCCCGUUGAAGUCAAAUUCCAACUACCCAAACAGUCUAAAAAUGACAAGCUCAAUAAGCACAGUUGCAAGUUCCUCGUCAUCCUUGACAUAUGAUAACUAUUCCAAGUAUUAUCCCUACGAUGAUAAGUCGUCAUCUCCAUAUCUAAGACAAAGUUAUGGAAAGAAUAUGGAUUUAUUAUCAUAUCCGGAACGCAGCUUGUCUGGAAGUGACGGUUUACAGGAUCUGUACCAAUCUGACCGGACGGUCGGAAAUUUCCCAUUCCAGAGCAGCAACGACAUUGAGUCCAUUGGAGACAACUAUUUUACACCGACGAGCAUUACGAGGAACGUCGUGACGACUUUCAAGGUUCCCACCUACGAUCCGAGCCUGGCCCCAGAGGAGAGAUACAAGGAGAUUUUGAAGAUAAUUUUCAAGAUCCCACCAUCUCCUGAGACCUUUUUGACGCCAAUAAGCUCCCACUUGCUGAACAGUGAGUCGAUUUCGGAGAUUGCAAAAAGGUAUGACGAUUCCCAGCGCACAGCAACCUCACCUGAAUCCCACGUGGUCUACGUGCGGAACGGAGCGGAGCUGAACCUAGUCCUGAGGAACGAUAACCUAUUGAUUCAGAACCCGAACCAGCAGAAGGAGCCGCGUAACGAGAAACUAAAGUUAACCAAGCAAGUUCUUAACACCAAGAACGUGGCCACCAGCUCAGACCUCAACGAGAGCAUGAUCAGGUCCAGGAAUGAUGAGCAAGGGAUGAGCUACCUUCCCUAUAUUAGCUGUAACUGGAAAGGCGUGCAUGAGACGAGCUGGUGGAUGAGCGACGAUAAGGGCGUAGUCAGGAACUUCAAGGUCAAGUUUGACCCGGUUGUCUUUGGCUCCAAGACUGUAGCCUUUGAGGAAGCGAGCAAGUUCGCCAAGUACGUCGAGGGUCUAAUCAGACCAGGGACUCUAAUCAAGUGGUACCCGGGAUUCAACAUCCCCAUUGGAACCAGCGGUCGAGCUAACCUGCGAAAGGUGCUCCACAUGGACCGUAUGAAAAAUUCUGAGCUCUGUGACCCAGUCUUGGAAGCCAACGGACUCAAGGUUGCAGCCAAGUCAACCUUUGGCGACAUGAUAAUUGUAGAAUUGUACAAAGCGGCUUAUGUACUAGGCCUUUGGGAUGUCGCCGCCUACAAUUGCCUCAAGACGUGUAAACGCAGGGGGUACUCGUUCGAGUGGAUCCAUGACAUUCAAUCCAGUGGAAAGAGAAUAACAGUCGACGCCCUCAAGUACAUGAGAAACGUCAAGGAGCUCAUUGAGCAGGAUAAGUUAUCCAGAGUCAACUCAGAAAAGAAACGACGCAGAAGAAAGUUGCCAGAUAAACGCAAAAGGGCGUAAUUGGUAUAUAUUCAAAUUAAAGGAUUUAACUAAAAAUUACAGAUUUAACUAAAUUAAAAUUCAAAAAGAAGAAAAGCAAAAUUGAAAGAUUUAACCUCGAGAUUCAAGAUUUAACUAAUUCAUUUCAGAUUUAACACAUUUAUUCAGAAUUCAACGAGUAAAUUCAGAAAAUGCGAGUAUAAAUAAAUGAUUUAACCCAAAUAUACAAGAAUUCGUUGUAUAUUGACCUAGCUUGAAAUUCAGUAAGCCACUCUGAGAGUGGAAGCACAAUUUUCUCACAGUCCCAUUUACAUAUUAU
Messenger RNA from Theileria parva strain Muguga, 3714 nucleotides. RefSeq lists its product as uncharacterized. The transcript has 3 exons. The record is from RefSeq and is a predicted model, not a curated record. Bases 1317 to 3416 code for a protein of 699 amino acids. Lineage: Eukaryota; Apicomplexa; Aconoidasida; Piroplasmida; Theileriidae.